UUCCUUAAAAAAUCUUAAGCAAAUAAGCGUAGUAUGUAAUAGUAAGUGCUGUUUUACAGUUGAAAACUAGUUGUUCAGUUUAAUUAUCAAGUGAAGUCUGUACAUAUUGUCGGAUUACCAGUAACCGAAAAAAACACCAUGGAUUUCUCACCGAGUCCAGAGAGUGACAAUUCUGGCUACUAUAGGAAUCGGAGCCACCGGGACGAUCGAGACCGAAGCAACCGUGGACGCUCAAAGGAACGCUAUUAUCGCAACCGAUACAGUCGCAGCAGGUCAAGAUCUUACAGCAGAGAGCGCUAUAUUAGUAGCAAUAAUCGAAGAAGUCCAGAAAGAGAUCUCUAUCGAGACUUGAUAGAUCAGGAUUAUGGCGACAACUCCUACGAUAAUAGGGAUCGUGAUCGGUAUCGUCACAGAAGCCGAGACCGAGACCGUCGUUCAAGAGACAGGGACCGCAGAGAUCGCGACAAACCAAACAAGCGGAACUUUUCACCUGUACAAAACUCGAAUGAUUUUGAUGAUCAUUAUGACAGUGGCGACAAUCAAGACUUUUUUUACCAGCAGAAACCUAACAAUAAAAUUAUCGUUCGAGGACUAGCCGCUCAUAUAACAGAAGCGAAUAUUAACUGUGACCUUAUACAAUGUGGCCUGCAGGCAUUGCAUGUUCGAUUGAUACGUCGAAAGAAAACAGGUGCAUCGAGAGGUUUCGCAUUUGUCGAGUUCCGCACAGAAGAGGAAGCAACUCGCUGGAUUUGCUACAAACAGGGAGUGCUAAACUUCAACGACCAUCGCGCCGUUAUGCAAUAUACCUACUCCCUGCCAGCUGAAAUGCGUGCUAAGGAUAAACCGCAAACGGACUGGUACUGCGCUAAGUGUGGAGUAUUUAACUUCAAACGACGAGAAAAUUGUUUCAAAUGUUUUGCAUCUCGUGAAGAAAGCGAAAAAGGAGGUGAAGGAAGCGAUGAGAUUAGUAAUAUUCUCACCAAAAAAAUCAUGCUUCGGAAUUUGGACGUGCUGACAAACGAGGAAAGCGUUUUAUGUGCUAUGCAAGAUAAAAUUCCAGAACUUGUAUCAAAAAUUUCUAAGAUCAUGAUAUGCAGAGAUCCAUUGACACAAACCUCUCGUGGCAUUUGUUACCUGCAUUUUGAUAACUUAUUGGAUUCGAUGAAUACGUACAAUGCUUUAAGGGCAAUAGAACCCAUUCUGAAAAUUGAUGGUCGGGAAGUUGUGAUUACGUACUGUAUGGACACGGAGAACCGAAACCUGGUGAAAGGUGCUAAUGGCAGAGCGGCAAACAACGGAAACAGUUAUCAGGAUGCCGGUGUAGCUGGUGGUUCUGGAGUAGGACCAUAUCCGAGCAACUAUCAGUACACCUUGGCAGAUGUUCCGCGAUUAGCAGAAUACAGUGCUGCAGUUUAUGCAUCGAACCCGGCUGAACAUGAGCAUUACUUACAAUUUUAUACAAAUUACUACGUAACGCAAAUUUCACAGGGUCAAAUGAACAACUUUCCAACGGAGGCACAACUUGGGGAAACGGCCAAUUCCGGUGCAGCUGUGGCACAAUCAGCAUUGGCUCGUAAACAAAAUUCAAAAGCGAAAUUGGAUACCUCCGCCACAACUACCACAUCAUCUGGACCUGCUGCAAUUAUCGCACCUCAACCUUUGCAAAUCCCGAGUGGAACCGAUGGUAAAAAAUACCCGACCCCCGAUGUAUCUCAAUAUCAGUAUGACGAAACGUCCGGAUUCUAUUACGACCCAUCGACGGGUCUUUAUUAUGAUCCCAACUCGCAGUACUAUUAUAACAAUGAGACAUGUUCCUACCUCUAUUGGGAUACGGAAAAUAGUACGUAUGUUGCGGCUCCGUCGACGUCAGCGGCCGGUACUGCGUCGGCCUCCAGCGCAGCUGGAAGCACAUCGGUCUCCGCCAACAGUGCCGACAAGACUGAAAAGAGUAAAUCUAAAGACCAACCUCACGACAAGGUGAAGGUGGCGAAGAAAAUCGUUAAGGAUAUGGAAAAAUGGGCGAAGCAACUAAACCAGAAAAAGGAUUACAGCGUUCUGCAGCCACCGGCAAAGGUAGAAGAGGCAACGCUGUACUCAUCGCAAGGUCAAAUAUCGGUUAAACCAUCAGAAGCAUCCGGUGGUUAUGCUGAUGUGGGUUUUUCGCUGCUGGAAAAGAAGCAAAGUUCGCAGACUGUGACAAACUUUUUAAUGAAUCAGGGAAAAGCUUCUACCAGCAAAGCAGCUGCCAGUCAGAUAGUCUCUACUUACGGUGGAUCGGACUCGGAAAAUGAUAUUGAGGAAGGAUCGGGAGAACGGGAAUAUGUCGACUUUGAAAGACUUACUUGUUUGCUAUGUAAACGUGCAUUCCAAUCGCAGGAAAUACUCAAUAAGCAUUUGAAAAUGUCCUCGCUGCACAAAGAAAAUCUGCAAAAAAUUAAUCUUCAGAAAGGAAUUGGGGGCUCCGGUGGCAUGAAUAACAAGGGUGGAGCCUACCGAGAUCGAGCGAAAGAACGACGUUUAAAAUAUGGUGAAGCAGAUCCGCCACCGGUGAAUAAAAGCAAAGAAAGAUUCCAGCGCGAAUUAGAAAAGCAAACUCAAGCAGCGUACUCUGCGCCGAAUCUGGCAGCGGUUCCCAUCAGUCAAAAUAAUGUCGGAAAUAAGUUACUCCAAAAGAUGGGAUGGUCAGAAGGACAAGGACUAGGGCGAAGUAAUCAGGGUCGCACUAAUAUUAUUGAGACUGAAACGAGAAUUGCAAACGCAGGGCUGGGAAUUAAAGCGUCACAUUACGGAAACACUGGAGAUGAUUACAAAACGUACAUAAAAAAGAUGAUGAAAUCGCGUUACGAACAAGUAGAUAUCAAGGACUAGAACCUCUAUAUAGCUUUUUCGCUAGUUAUGUUCAAGAGUUACAACGGCAACGCUGGUAUCAGCGUUUCUAUGGUUUUAGUUUGCACUGUAUAAAAUGAAAGCCC
Sabethes cyaneus is the source of this 2972-nucleotide messenger RNA. RefSeq names its product RNA-binding protein 5-A-like. Gene Ontology annotation, molecular function: RNA binding. Gene Ontology annotation, cellular component: nucleus. Bases 139 to 2868 code for a protein of 909 amino acids. NCBI's taxonomy places the organism in Eukaryota, Metazoa, Arthropoda, Insecta, Diptera, Culicidae. Gene Ontology annotation, biological process: mRNA splicing, via spliceosome. The record is from RefSeq and is a predicted model, not a curated record. The transcript is spliced from 12 exons.